This is a messenger RNA of Cinclus cinclus, 1404 nucleotides long. RefSeq names its product CD5 molecule (gene CD5). Gene Ontology annotation, cellular component: plasma membrane. The transcript has 10 exons. Lineage: Eukaryota; Metazoa; Chordata; Aves; Passeriformes; Cinclidae. Gene Ontology annotation, biological process: T cell costimulation. The record is from RefSeq and is a predicted model, not a curated record. The coding region runs from base 1 to 1404 and encodes 467 amino acids.
AUGGCAACCUGGCUGCCCAUCCUGUGCCUCCUGCUGGGAACAUGGGCCAUCCCUGACCAUGGAGGAGCCACCUGGAUCCCUGGAGAAUCCAUCCUGAGACUUACCAGAGGUGGCUGCCGCUGCACUGGGAUACUGGAGGUGAACUGGGAAAACCAAUGGAGACAAAUUUGCUGGGAGAGUGUGAACAUGGAUGACCUGGGUUGGAUCUGCCAGCGGCUGGAGUGCGGCCCCGUGAUCUCUGAGCCCUUGGAGCUCGUAAUUCCUGGUGGGAAAGGGCCACAGAGUCAGCCCAGGAGGUGCAUCCAGUCACAAAACUCACUGGGAUGCUACUGGGAGCUGGAAAACUGCACGGAGCAUGCCCUUGUUGCCUGUGGAGAGCCAGUGAAAACCACACCCAAGCCCACACCGGCACCCCUGUCCACCACCCUGGAGCCCAUAGGACCCCCCAGGCUGCGGCUCGUGGAUGGGAAUUUCAGCUGCUCUGGCUUCUUGGAGCUGCACAAGCAGGGGCUGUGGGGGACCGUGGCGAGCAUCCCGCACAUCCAGGCACACCUGGUCACCCUCAUCUGCCAGGAAUUGCGCUGUGGCACUGCUGGGAACAGCCACGGUGAGCCGGAUCCAGGGAUCCACCUGCCAGUGAAGUGGGAGGCAGUGGAUUCUUGUGUGAGCCAUUCCCUGCUGGACUGCUUCAACAGGACCAGCUCCCGAGGGAAAGCACCCACCUUCAUCACUUGCUCAGAUUCCCAGCCACGGGCCCUGCGGAGGCUGGCAGCCGGCCCCACUCCGUGUGAAGGGGACAUCCAGGUAUUCCACGAGGGACAGUGGCGGGACCUGUGUGACUCUGGAGCAGUGCAGCGAGACAGGCGUGGCCGGCAGAUCUGCCGGGAGCUAGGCUGUGGGAAUCUCACUUCCAGCAUGGAAAUCCGGGAGCCUCCCUCAACAGGAGUCACUUGUGGGGUUGGUCCCCUGCACCUCUGCCAGCCCAAGCUUGGGAAUAUCCAGAGCUGUUCCCGGACCAGAGUCGUGUGCCAGAACUCAAAGCCGCUUCCCACUGGAACAUCUGCUGGAACCGUCGUGAGCAUCUGCUUGGCCCUGCUUCUUUUCCUCAUCCUUUCCCUGAUCUGUGGCCCUCCUGCCUAUCGGAAGCUGAUGAAGAGAAUCUCCAAGAAGAAGCAGCGCCAGUGGAUCGGCCCCACAGGACUCAACCAGACAGUGUCUUUCCACCGCUCCAGCACCGCGCCAAGGCUUCGGGGACAGGGAGGGGACAACGACUACGCUCAGCCUCCCCAAAAGAGCUCCCAGCUCUCUGCUUAUCCAGCUCUGGAAGCAGCGUGCCGGCGUUCCAACCCUCCGGAUAACUCCUCGGACAGUGACUAUGACCUGCACUCUGCCCGCAGGCUUUGA